Molecule: messenger RNA, 792 nt
Organism: Gossypium arboreum
Lineage: Eukaryota; Viridiplantae; Streptophyta; Magnoliopsida; Malvales; Malvaceae
Exons: 4
Coding region: 160-567 (135 amino acids)
Biological process (GO): late endosome to vacuole transport via multivesicular body sorting pathway; protein targeting to vacuole
Source: RefSeq, a predicted model, not a curated record
CAUAUAAAAAUUGAACAGUAUAUAAAAAAAUCGAAAGCUUAUGCCUUUGGCUUGCUGCGAAUACUUCGUUGACAAGAGAGAGGGUUUAAAUUAAAAUAAGUGAGAGGAAAUUGAGUCGUUAUUUCAUCCUUACUAAUUUGUUAGUUUAACUAUAAUCAAAUGGAUUUAGGGGAACUGUGGGCGAUCUUUGGCCCUGGCGUCGCGGGCGCUGUGUUCGGUACCGGCUGGUGGUUUUGGGUUGACGCCGUCGUUUGUAGCUCCGUCAAUGUCUCUUUCGUCCACUAUCUACCUGGAAUAUUUGCAUCUUUAGCGGCUGUGAUGUUCAAUUGUGUUAAAAAAGACGACAUUGAUUACUCUCCUUAUGACGAUGGCGAAUGGAGGUUGAAGCUCUGGCUUUUCGUUGCUUAUGUGGUAUCCUUUGUUUCAUUGGCUGCUUCAGUAGGCUUAUUGAUACAAGAUUCUCUGGUGAAAUCUGGUCCUUCAGUGUGGACCGGUACUGCAGGUGUCUUACAGUGCGUGUUUGUCUUAAUAAGUGGGUUGAUAUAUUGGACUUCUCAUUCUGAAUAAUAUAAAUCCCUCAAAUCUGGCGCCUAGACUUGGGAACCUGGAAGUUGGAACCACGAGUAAGGCAACACCCCGUGCAUGUAUCAACUCAACUGGUACUUAAAUUGGAAAGAAAGCUAUUCACGUUUGUAAAUCUUGUAUUGUAUUGUGUUGUGGUACUGCUCUUUUGAAAUUUGUGAUGUCGAUUUAGUCUAAUUUCAGUUACCUGCCCAGUGCCCAUUGACAGCA